This is a messenger RNA of Notechis scutatus (mainland tiger snake), 787 nucleotides long. Lineage: Eukaryota; Metazoa; Chordata; Lepidosauria; Squamata; Elapidae. The record is from RefSeq and is a predicted model, not a curated record.
GUAGCAACGUGAAAGAAGCUGCAGCAUAACACAGCAGCAAGCAGACUGCCUUAAAGAAACAGUUUCCAGCCCUCUGAAAUUGGCUUCAACAUUCCAGAUGGCAGAGAAGCCUAAAUUUUGUCCAUGUGACCUUGGAGAUGUGUUUGAUUAUCAACCUCUUGGAUGUGAAGUGUCAAUUGAGCAUAUUAAGGCCUAUGUGAAAAAGCCCUCUUUUCAUACCAAUGCAGCUGUAGUUGUGAUUCAUGACAUAUUUGGAUGGCAACUCCCAAAUCUUAGAUAUAUUGCUGAUUUGGUUUCUUCCAAUGGAUACAUUACAAUUUGUCCAGACUUUUUUAAGGGAGGAGAACCUUGGAAACCAUCUAAUGAUAUAUCUCAAUUAAAUGAGUGGCUAAAAACACGAGACCCCAAAAAUAUAGACAGUGAAAUCGGUGUAGUCUUGAAAUAUUUGAAGGAAGAAUGUAAUGUGGCGAGGAUAGGCGUCAUUGGCUUCUGUUGGGGUGGAUCUGCUGUACAUCAUUUGAUGUUGAACUAUUUUAUAUUUUCUGUAGGCGUGUCCAUCUAUGGAGUUGUCAAUUUAAUGGAGGACAAUUUCAACCUGAAAAAUCCCACAUUUUUCAUUGUUGCAGAGAAGGAUGAGUACAUUCCUCUUGACCAGUGGCAGCCUGAUAACACACUUUUGACAUCAGAAGUUUCUCACAUGGGGAAGAUUAAACAGAGGGAAGAUAUUAAGGAAAUUGAAAGCUCUCCAGAAGCAGAAUGCUGCCGACCACCUUCCACCACCACUUAA